UUAACCCUACGGUUAUUCACUUUCUUUCUUGUUUCUUAAACCUAACCUACGGAAGAAAGGGGAAAUAAGGAAAGAAAGAGAAAUAAGGAAGGCAGCGGGGAGCUCGAGAAGUGGGGAACUGAGAAAGGAAGAAAGGGAAAGCGAGUGGCGAGAGAAAGAGAAGCGGAGAGGGAGAAGAGGAAGAAAGGUGAGUUGAGAGGAAGAAGCCGCUGCCACUGCGGUCCGCGUUCACGUCGUCGUCGUAGCGCCGCCAUCCUUGCGCCAGUCGCUGCCGCUGUCGGUGAUGAAGCCCGUCGCCGCCAUUCGGGCCUCUAUCGCCGCCAGAACUACACGCCGCUGCAACCACCGCGUGUUAUCAUCUUUAGAUCCGCCGCCGUUUAAGUCGCGAACAGGAGAACGCGAGCGAAGGAAACCACCGCGGAGCUGCCAUCGCCGCCGUGUUGAUGGGCUCGCCGUCGUUCUGCUCGCGCGGCUGCUGCGUUGCCGGAGCUCCUCGCCGCCGCUGCUGGCGCUGGAAAACCGCGGCUGCAGCCGCCAGAGGACGCCCCUGCAGCUGCCAAACCCCAUCCCACUCCAGUUUGGGUUCCGGCUCUGGUUCGUUUAUGUUGGGUUUUGUUCUCCCGAGUGUCGGAGCCGCCAUUUUCUUGUCGCCGCUGUUGGAGCUUGCCGGAGUUAACCGCUGGAGCUGUGGCUGUGCUGUACUUAGUUCUUGUUGGCACAGAAUCGGAUGAAAAAGCAUUAAGAAGAGUUAAACUCCGUUUAGUUCUAUAUGUUGUAUUAAUUAGAUUAUUUUCUUCCCUCGUCUUUGUUAUUACAAUUUUUGCAAGAGGGAUAAGAGUUGUAUGAUUUAUAUAUAUUAUAUUAAAAUAUAUUAUGUAAGAAGUCUUAUAUAUGAA
Molecule: messenger RNA, 896 nt
Organism: Arachis stenosperma
Lineage: Eukaryota; Viridiplantae; Streptophyta; Magnoliopsida; Fabales; Fabaceae
Exons: 3
Coding region: 284-676 (130 amino acids)
Source: RefSeq, a predicted model, not a curated record